Messenger RNA from Pipistrellus kuhlii (Kuhl's pipistrelle), 1296 nucleotides. It is a transcript of the gene HOPX, whose product is annotated as HOP homeobox. Gene Ontology annotation, cellular component: nucleus. Gene Ontology annotation, molecular function: DNA binding. The transcript has 3 exons. NCBI's taxonomy places the organism in Eukaryota, Metazoa, Chordata, Mammalia, Chiroptera, Vespertilionidae. Gene Ontology annotation, biological process: cell differentiation; regulation of transcription by RNA polymerase II. The coding region runs from base 381 to 599 and encodes 72 amino acids. The record is from RefSeq and is a predicted model, not a curated record.
AAGGCUCCAGGGUCCUGAGUGUCUUCCUUCUCUUGGCUGCAUCUCCCUCAUCCAAUCUUGGUGCAGAAUCUUGCUUGGCUCGCGAGCAGCUCAGGAACAAGAAGUCAGCCGUGCUGAGAACGUCCCAUGACACUCUCAGAAGUCAUCGGCUGACUAUCGAACCUGAAUAACCAGAGAGAUGUAACCUCGGCAUACUUGCAGUUGUUUUCCUCCUGCCCACGCUGCAGGCUUUUCAGGUCCUUGCUUGAGAGUGAACUCACGGGCGUAAAUAACGUGCUGUCAACUGCCCUUGUCGGGCAGCUCAGCUAUUUAAGCAGCCCAGCAUCAGAAAACUCAGCUUCCCAAACCCAGCCUUCGCCACGUCCACCAGCGCCGGGACCAUGUCGGACACGGCGAGCGGCCCCACGCAGGACCAGCUGGAGAUCCUGGAGUACAACUUCAGCAAGGUCAACAAGCACCCCGACCCCACCACGCUGCUGCUCAUCGCGGCCGAGGCCGGCCUCUCGGAGGAGGAGACGCAGAAAUGGUUUAAGCAGCGCCUGGCCCAGUGGCGGAAGUCGGAAGGCUUACCCUCGGAAAGCAGAUCCGUGACGGACUAAGGAGAUGCGGGCAUGGGCAGCUCCCCUCUAUGAAGACCACCGGCUGUUUCUCUCCUGGGCUUAACCAAGCUGUUUUGGUUUGUCAGUGUCGUGUUGUAUGUUCACUGUUCGCUGUCCUGCUAUGUAACACAAGGUUGUAUUUUUUUAAUGUACAUAACCAGAAAACGCAAUAACAACAGAAAGCUAUGUGCAGCUUCUGGGUGAAGCAGCGGUUUGACGAGGCAGGUGAUGUGGCUUGCCCUCCCCUUUGGGUCACGAUGACAGAUGGUGUGAAAAUCACUUAAGUUUGCUUUGAAUCGUCACCUCUGAAUAACAACUUCCUUUCAAUAUCCAUUUCAGAGCAGGCAAGAGGGAGAAACUGUUCCUUCUGAAUCUACUUCCCUAAGUUGCUUUCCUUGUGUUUCAUUGAAUACAUUGAAGUUGUAUGAGAAUACAGAGGAAUAUUUGAGUCAUUCAGGUUUCAUUCAGUAGUUUGUUAGAUUAAAGCUGCAUUCACUUAGAAAGAACCCGGUUAGGCUAAAAGACAGAAACUGCACAAGUGACAAGACAGAAAAGCAAGUAACUAAGGAAAAAAAAAAAUCCACUAAAGUCUUUGGUUUGCUUUAUUUAAAUGCCUUUGUUAAAUUUAUUUUGCUAGCCAACUGCUUUUUGUCUCUAAAAUGAUAUUCUAAAUAAAACAUUAACUUUUUGUUGAAAA